This is a messenger RNA of Plasmodium inui San Antonio 1, 357 nucleotides long. RefSeq lists its product as hypothetical. Bases 1 to 357 code for a protein of 118 amino acids. The record is from RefSeq and is a predicted model, not a curated record. Lineage: Eukaryota; Apicomplexa; Aconoidasida; Haemosporida; Plasmodiidae. The transcript has a single exon.
AUGAGUCCGAAAAAGGAAAUUAAAACUAUCUCUUCCAAGAAGCCCAAAAAGCCAAGGAAUUCCCAGCCAAGAAAUCGACUCCCAAAACUAACGAAGAAUGAGUUGAGCAGUAUGAUGUGUAUCCAAGUAACAGAAAGAGGUCUUCGACUCAAGGAGCCAGAGAUUACAUUCCCUUUCCCAAUGUGGCUGGAUCAAAAAAAACAGGAAAAAGUAUCUGACCAAGCCACAGAAGAUCAGAUGUCACCCUCGGAGGUUGGUGAAGCUAAUUGUCAAGAAGAGAGUGAGAAAAAGAAGAGUAAUGAAUCCUUCAAUUCCUCUGAUGCGAAAAAUUUGACAAGCAUUGGUUACUGUCUCUAG